AUUGCAUCAGCAUCUCAAGACAAGACCAUCAAAAUAUGGGACCCAGAAACCGGCUACUGCAAGGCAACUCUUCAAGGCCACGCCGGCGACGUCUGGACAGUCGCCUGGGAGCCCGAUGGCAAACUACUCGCAUCGGGCUCGGCGGACGGCACUCUCAAGAUCUGGGACUCCACGACAAAUGCAUGCAACUUUACCCUCCCUCAUGCGGCGGGCGUCAUGUGCGUCUCCUGGUCUCCCGACGGCACGAAGCUGGCUUCGGCUUCCGCAGACGGUACGCUGAGGCUCUGGGUUGCAGAGACGGGAGAGUGCCUUGCCACGCUCAAGGCGAGCAAUUAUGAUAUGCCGACCCUUGCUUGGUCUCCCGACGGCACUCGCAUCUUGACGGGUUCAGACGACCAUACAAUGAGAGUCUGGGACAUCUUGACCGGCGAGUACAAGGGCAUUCCGGUUGGAAAUACCUGGACCCAAGUCUUUGGUGUUGGCUGGUCGCCUGAUUCGAAGCUGUUCGCCUCCGGAAUGGAUGACAAGCAGGUGACGAUCUGGGAUCCAGCCACUGGCGAGCGUAAGCUGGUACUCAAAGGCCACGUCGAUACCGUCAAAGGUGUCUCAUGGAAUCCCAACGGAAGCAUCCUGAUCUCGGCAUCUUAUGAUUGCAAGAUCAAAGUCUGGGACCCGGUCACGGGUUCCUGCAAUGCAACGCUUGAUGGCCACGGAGAUUGGGUAAAUGCUGUCUCCUGGGCUCCAGAAGGCGUACAGUUUGCCUCGGGGUCCAAAGACAAGACAGUCAGGAUCUGGGACACUUCGACCAACAAGUGCAUACGAGUGCUCUCUGAGCACAGUGGCCCUGUUCACUCGGUUGCUUGGGCU
Molecule: messenger RNA, 867 nt
Organism: Trichoderma reesei QM6a
Lineage: Eukaryota; Fungi; Ascomycota; Sordariomycetes; Hypocreales; Hypocreaceae
Exons: 1
Molecular function (GO): protein binding
Source: RefSeq, a predicted model, not a curated record